GUUGCUGGUUUUUUUUACCAGUUAUUAUCAGUCAUGUAACUCAUUAUUCCACAAAUUCUCGAUUAUUGAUGGAUUACACGAAUAUGUAUGGAACAUUAACUUUCUAGUAUAUUUCACCUACAUAACAUUUGCUUGUUGAUGCUUAUUGAAAGAUAUGGGAUGUGGAUCCAGCAAGAGUGUCACAACUAAAAGUGGAACAGGUGAUAUUCCUAAAACUUUUGAACACAAAACUGAUUCAGAAAAUUCACAGACAGUACCAAAAGUCACUGAAAAUGCCAAAAUCAGUAACAAAAUUGCAGAUAAUACUGAAGUUUACAGGGAUACAGAAGAAUUAAAUCAGUGUAAUGCUGUAAAUCGAAAUAAAGAGGAGAAUAGAGAACAAAUACUGGAUUCCAAGCAUAAAGAUGCAGAAGAAUCACUGACUCCUGCUUAUUCUUUUGCUUCUGAUGAUCUUGAAAAUUUAGAAGAUGCUCUUGCUGAUGAAACUGUGUUGAAUGUAUUACAAAACAUCCAAUCAUUGAAUACGAAACCUGCAAAUGUUCAAAUUAAAAGCAAGACAUCAUCUCAAAAGCAUGUGGAAUUCGAUUUGAGUCCACAGCUUGAGAGUCUUUCUGACAAUGAACCAACCAACGUAUCAACACCAAUUCCAAGUGCUCAACCAGUCGAUGGAAAACUGCCAGCUAACAAUUUAAAAAACUCUGAAAUCUUUUUCAAUGCCUUGCAUAAAGCAUGCUCUGUGGCAGAUAACAGUCGAUUGCCAAUAUUAGCAGUACAAAGUGAUUUGCUUAGACUUGAUCGCACAUUUUAUUGCUUCAAAGGUGCCGAUUUACUUAUUGAUAUCACAAGCAAAAUGACUAAUUUAUGCAUUUUAGAUCUGCAUGGUGGACAAUGUGGACCUGUUGCAUUCCGAGCAAUUGUUAAUGCUUUAAUUAAUGACCAUCAUAUCAGGAACCUAAAUUUAUCAGACAAUUUAGCAAACCCAGAAUGUUCUGAGAUGUUGGGGCAGCUUCUUUCAAAAAAUACAACCCUUCAACAUUUGAAUGUGUCUGGAAACUUGCUUGGUAAAGAUGCAUUCUCGAGAUACGUUGGCACUGCAUUACAAGAAAACUCAUCUUUGAAGUCUUUAGAUCUAUCCAGCUGUGGUGCAACAGAUUUACACUGCCUUUGUGAAUCAUUGAGAAAUUCAACCUGUUCAGCAAUGUCCACACUAAUUGCCAGUCAUAAUCAGAUAACUGAUGGUCAUCAAUUUGCAAUUGACCUGUCUUUAAUACUUGAAAAUGCAAAUUGUAAAUUAAAAUUUUUGGAUGUUACUAAUACUAAUAUAUCAAGCUCAGGAAUGAAUGCUAUUGUGGCAUGUCUCAAAAAUAAUCAAACGCUAGAAAAGAUGCUUAUUGGGCAAAAUUCAAUCGCUGAUGUCGUCAGGCUUGGUGAGUUUAUUGUAAAUGCAGCUACUCAUGAUUGUUUGCAAGAAAUUUCAUUGAAUAAAACUAAAAUUGAAGGAGAUUCAUCAGAAAACAUCGAAAUACUUAUGAAUGAUGAAGAAACAAGUACUUUGACCCAUAUUGGUAUUGCGGACUGUGGGCUAACUGAUACUUUUAUCCAAAAACUUGCUUCUUGUCUAGACGGCAAGCUUUCAAAACUCGAAUAUUUGGAUAUAUCUAACAACAAUGACCUCAGCAUUGAUUGUAUUAAACUUUUUGACAAAAUGUGCAAAGGAAGUUUGAAAUCUCUAAAAAUUGCAUUGCUGGAAAAGUUGGAUGGGAUAUCCUCAAUAAUUUCACAAUUUUCCAGCUUAGUCACUAUUGAUUUUACAAGAUCAAGGAUAAGUCCAACAGAGCUCAAUAAUAUUUCAUCAACAUGUCAGCAAACAUUUCAGAGCAUUACUUUAAAUGGUGUCAAGCUGAGUGGAACUCCAGCUCUUAAAUCCGUCAUGACUGCUAACUGCUUUUCAUCUCUCUCCUUCAUAAGCUUAUCUGGGUGUCAACUCAAUGAUGCAGAUUCUCAACCCAUAUAUGAUGCAAUCAAGUCUUCCAAAGUCCCAAUAAAGCAGAUAGACCUUUCUGUGAAUAGAUUAUCAAGUAUAUUCCUUUCCGGACUUACAGAGGCAUUAUUAGUACACGACUCCCAUUCGUUAACAGACCUUAACUUGGCUAACAAUGACAUCGGUGACUCUGGUUUGAUAUGUUUGACAAAAAUUUGGCAAACCUCCUCACAUACAUCCACACUGGAAAACAUUAAUCUGUCUUGCAAUUCCAUAUCUGCGUCGUCUAUUGUCAACUUUUUCAGUAUUUUCAAAGCUCAAAGGUUUAAUCUUAAUAUUCUUGAUUUGAGAAAUCAAAAUGAACCUUUUGGCGAAGAAGAUAUUACAGUUUUAGCUUCGACUCUAGAAGAAGUCUUUUUCAAACAAGGCACUGCUUCACAGAAUGUUCAUUUUACUAUUGCUUUGUGUGGAUUAGGGGGAACAGAUGUGCCCCAGUUUUGCUUGCUUGAUUCUUCAGCCAUACAAACUGAUUUUGGAAAUUUACGCAAAACUGCAAUAACUUUAAAUGAUGUAUUACAAAUUGGUAAGGGACUAAGGAUUCUAAAUGAAGGCGAUUCAAGAAACUCACCAUAUAAUCUCAGUAUAAAAGCAUGGAAUAACAUUAUUGGUUCUGAUGUACCUAAAUGGGCUUCAGUGACAACAGAGCUUGAGAAAUCUGUAUAUAUUAGUCAUACUCCUGGCACGGUGACACAGCAGCGACUGCAAGGAACAUUGGAAAUGGAUGCUGACUGUGAGGUAAAAGACAUAUUCCUGGUAAAAGAUCCAAUUAUGAGAAAACCAACUGGGGCAGCAUGGGUGCUGUUUGAAAAUAAAAUGUCAAUGAAUAAUGCUAUUAAUUGGUAUACAUCAGGAUAUGCGCAGAUGUAUGGGACUCCAUUUUUGAUUAGUGAAAUACCUGUUUGUAUAUCUGAUGAAACAACAAAUGCAGAAUCACUCGCAAAACAGGACAUUGCGGCUCGAGAACUUGAAGAGAAAAAGAAGCAGGAACAAGAUAGGCGUAUGAUGGAGGAGAAUGAACAAUUAGCUGCUGAACGUGCUCAAUACCGUGCUGCCCAUCCAGCUUACCAAGGUGGCAGAAUAUCCUAAAUCUUCAAUAUAUUACUGUUUUUACUAUAUGUACAUAUAUGUAUUCUCCAAGAUGAAUUUUAAUGGCAUACAACUAAGUGGCCUUUUAUUGCUAUAAAUAAACCAACUGUGAUUUAUAGAUCAAUAUUUUUCAUAUUGCUUGGACUUGCCAAAAAUACUGUUUUAUUUAUCUAAAAUUUGAGCUUUUUAAUACAAAUAUUAUAUGU
Styela clava is the source of this 3333-nucleotide messenger RNA. RefSeq lists its product as uncharacterized. Lineage: Eukaryota; Metazoa; Chordata; Ascidiacea; Stolidobranchia; Styelidae. The record is from RefSeq and is a predicted model, not a curated record. Gene Ontology annotation, molecular function: protein binding.